Messenger RNA from Linderina pennispora, 522 nucleotides. RefSeq lists its product as uncharacterized. Bases 31 to 453 code for a protein of 140 amino acids. The transcript has a single exon. The record is from RefSeq and is a predicted model, not a curated record. Lineage: Eukaryota; Fungi; Kickxellomycota; Kickxellomycetes; Kickxellales; Kickxellaceae.
GACGAUUGGUAAACCCAGGGUUUUUAUAAAAUGGACUGUGACCCACACCAUACCCCUGUGGCAGACAGGUAUCCCAAGCAAGUAUCCGUAUACUACUUUGCCAUUAUUUAUUUCCUCAGCAUGUCGCAUCUUAACACACCAAUUUCCCACAACGUUGUACCCAUCAGCCCGCAGGCAAUCGUUUUCCAAGCACCAAAGCAAAAGGACAAGAGGCCCCUCUACAUUGCACUCUUUUUCCUCGCUGCUGCACUAGUCACUUUGGGUCUGAUGGGCUACUUUAUUAGCCGGAUGCUUGAAGCAGAUAGGACAGGCACAUACAUAACUGGAUGGGGUCACCACAUUUUUAGCAACAGCAGAUCGUACUACGAGGCACGUGUGGGCAUAAAUGCAUCGGUCGCUGGAAUUUGUCUGAUAUUAGCAAUAAUCUAUCUCGUAAAGUACAAAAGAUCCUAGUUCGUGUUUCAGUCCAACAGCAUGUAAAUUCAUAGCAUCAGGUUUUGCCAAUACAUUCCUUAGCAGCAU